Messenger RNA from Rotaria sp. Silwood1, 1857 nucleotides. Lineage: Eukaryota; Metazoa; Rotifera; Eurotatoria; Philodinida; Philodinidae. The record is from the annotation of a GenBank genome assembly.
AUGAUGAAAACAUUUGAAUAUGAUGACAAACUUCCAUCUUUACCAUUACCAACAUUAGAACAUACACUUGAACGUUAUCUUGAUUCAAUACGAACUGUUGUCAGUGAUGAUGAAUAUGUUAAGACGAAAAAAAUUGUUGAACAAUUCGCCAAAGGAACUGGACGUGAAUUACAUGAACAAUUGAAGACGAAUAUUGAGAAGCGACAGGAAAGAAAUUGGCUUGCAAAAUGGUGGGAUGAAGAAAUUUAUUUAAAAUGGCGAUUACCAAUUGCACCAGCCAUGAACAUGAUGGGUUUUAAUUGUUUAGUACCACCUAAAGCUAAUUCACAACUAAUACGAACAUCUAUACAUAUGCAUGCUUGUGCUCUUGUUUUUGAAACAAUACGCGAAGAACGUUAUCCAAUAUCAUACAUGGGUAAACAUCCAUUGACAAUGCAUCAAUUAAAACAUUUUUUUAAUACAUGUCGAAUUCCACAUAAAGAAUGUGAUGAAUUAGUUAGUUCAUUUCGAACUGUUUCUGAAGAUGUUCAAACUCCACCAACUCAUGUUGUAGUUAUUCGUAAUGGUCAUCUAUUUACAUUUGAUUUAUAUGAAUCAAAGAAACUUCUUACACCACCGGAAAUUCUUCAAAAACUUGACGAUAUUGUUAAACAAAGUAAUCAAAGUCCUGGACUUGGAUUAGGUGCUCUUACUGCAUUACCACGUGAUGAGUGGGCAGAAAUACGUGAUCAUUUAUGUGAAAUUAAUGAACAAAAUAAAAUCAAUUUUCAAAUGAUUGAACAAGCAUUACUUGUUUAUGCAUUGGAUGAUGAUAAUCCUGAAAACAUAACAGAGGUUGCUUGUAUUGGUAUGUUGAAAAAUCCUCAAUCACGUUGGUUUGAUCGAUCAAAUGUUUAUAUUGUCACACAAAAUGGUCUUAUUGUAGCAAAUGAUGAACACUCAGCUUAUGAAGGUAUUAUUCCAACACAAAUCGGGGAUCAUAUACAAAAUCAUAUUGAUUCUCUUGAAAAGAUAAAUUCAUGGCCAAUAUUAUCUGAUCCUUAUAAUAAAAUAAUCGUUCGAGAACUUUUAUUUAUUUAUGAUUCACGUGUAUUUGAUGCUAUCAAUCGUGCAGUUAAGUUAUUUUAUCAUUCAGCAGAUAAUAUCGAAAUUAAAGCCAUUAAUGUAACUCAAUGUACAAAAGAAGAUAUUAAACAAUAUGUUCGCAUUCAUCCAGAUACUUUUUUUCAAUUAUGUCUUCAACUAGCUUAUUUUAAAUUACAUGGACAUAAACCUGCACCAACUUAUGAAACAGCAUCAACAAGACGUUUUUAUCGUGGAAGAACUGAAACAGCACGAACUUGUACACCAGAAGUAGUUGCAUGGUGUCGUGCAAUGACAAAUUCAAAUAAUCAAAUAACAGAAAUUGAAAAACGAAAAUUAUUUCUUAUUGCUGCUAAUCGUCAUCAAGAAGUAAUGACUGAAGCAUCGGAAAAUCAAGGUUGUGAUCGACAUUUAUUUGGAUUGAGUAUGAUAGCAAAUAUAACAGGAAAACCAUUCGAACUCGCAAAUGAUCCAUCAUGGAUAAAAAGGUUUAAAAAAAAGAUUUAUUACUUUUUAAAUCGUUUUGUCUUUAGUGGUGGAGGUGGUAAUUUUAUUCUAUCUACAAGUUGUAUUGGUUUCACUAUAACAGUAGGUGGAACAUCACCAAUGUGUUUAAAUGGUUAUGGAGUGUUUUAUCGACUUGGUAGUGAUGCAGUAACAUUUGUUGCCACUGCGUAUCGAAGUUGUUCGGAUACAAAUGCACAAGCAUUGGCAGAUUCGAUUGAAAGUACUUUAAUUGACAUGAAAACGUCUUUUAUGAAAUCAAAUUUGUAA